UAACCUUCAGCACUAUAUGCUGAUGACAGAGGGAUUGUUUGGAUCACCCAUUCACCAUCUGAUCAGGGAACUCCCUCAGGAGACAUAGCACUGAAGAUUUUUUUUCUUCCUCAAAUGUGAUCGACCCCAAGGGUUUCGGGAUUCUUUGGUUUUUGAGUGAGAAGCUGUAAAAGCGUAGCAAGAGGCAGGUUGGACAGAGGCUGAGCUAGAUCAGUUUAAUCCUGCAGAGGGAACGCGGCAGCGGCGUAAGAUUGGAGACAGGCUGAGGAAAGAUGGGUGUGCAGAAGGAUGAUGUGGAAAAGUUCCUUCAAGGAAACCCUGCUUUUGCAAAGCAGUACUUUGCCAAGAAGAUGGGCUCCAGCACCAUAUCCAAGCUGUCUGGACUGCCCGAAAAACAGGUAGACUUCAGUCAGUUCCAAGAGCUUGGUCAGGUGGAGGAAAGCAAAAUUCUGUACGACCUGAUUAAAGACAUGCAGGAGAACAUCAACAUGGAGAAGGUGGUGUUCAAGAUCCUGAAGAGAAUCUGUGCUCUCGUGCAUGCGGAUCGGUGCAGUCUGUUCAUGUACAGACAGAGAAACGGCAUCGGAGAGCUCGCCACCAGACUCUUCAACGUCCACACGGAUGCACGGCUGGAGGACUGUGUGGUGCCGCCGGACUCGGAGAUCGUGUAUCCACUGGACAUGGGAAUCGUCGGGCACGUGGCCCAGACCAAGAAGCCGGUCAAUGUGAAGGAUGUCAGUGAGAACCAGUACUUCAGCUCCUUUGUUGACGAUCUCACCGAGUUCAAGACAAGAAACAUCUUGGCAGCGCCCAUCCUGAACGGCAAAGAUCUGGUGGCUGUCAUCAUGGCUCUCAACAAGACCACGGCUCCACAUUUCACCGCAGAGGACGAAGAUCUCUUUUUAAAGUAUUUGAAGAUUGCUAGCUUAAACUUGAAGAUCUUCCACCUGAGUUAUCUUCACAACUGCGAGACACGCAAAGGACAGCUGUUGCUGUGGUCGGCCAACAAAGUGUUUGAAGAGCUGACGGACAUUGAGAGACAGUUUCACAAAGCCUUGUACACGGUCCGAGCCUACCUCAACUGUGACAGAUACUCAGUAGGAUUACUGGACAUGACAAAAGAAAAGGAGUUUUUUGACAUCUGGCCUGUGUUGAUGGGAGAGCAGCCUCCUUACUCUGGACCAGUCACACCUGAUGGACGGGAAGUCAUUUUUUACAAGGUGAUUGACUACAUUUUACAUGGAAAAGAAGAUAUCAAAGUUAUACCCAACCCUCCAGCCGAUCACUGGGCGUUGAGUAGCGGCCUGCCGACCUACGUGGCGGAAAGUGGCUUUAUUUGCAACAUCAUGAAUGCAGGAGCUGAGGAAACGUUCAAGUUCCAGACGGAGCCCCUGGACAGCAGCGGGUGGACCAUCAAGAACGUUCUCUCCUUGCCAAUCGUCAACAAAAAGGAAGAGAUCGUCGGCGUGGCAACAUUUUACAACAGGAAAGAUGGAAAACCUUUUGAUGAUCAGGACGAGCAGCUCAUGGAGGCUUUGACACAGUUUCUGGGUUGGUCAGCGUUAAACACUGAUACAUAUGACAAGAUGAACAAGCUGGAGAACAGGAAGGACAUCGCCCAGGACAUGGUGCUCUACCAUGUCAAAUGUCGGGACGAUGAAAUUCAGAACAUCCUGAACACCCGGGAAGUCUUCGACUGUGAACCAAGAGACUGUGAAGAAGACGAACUGUUCAGUAUCUUGAAAAAAGAUCUACCUCCACUCAUAAAGAAAUUUGAAAUCUAUCAAUUCCACUUUUCGGAUUUUAACUGCACAGAGAUGGAACUGGUCAAGUGUGGAAUCCAGAUGUACUAUGAAGUCGGCGUGGUGAAGAAGUUCCAGAUUCCGCAGGAGGUUCUGGUCCGUUUCAUGUACUCCGUGAGCAAAGGAUACCGAAGAAUCACCUACCACAACUGGCGCCAUGGGUUCAACGUGGGACAAACCAUGUUCACACUCCUGACGACAGGAGUGCUGAAGAGGUACUACACAGACCUGGAAGUGAUGGCCAUGAUAACAGCAGGCUUCCUUCAUGAUAUUGAUCACAGAGGGACCAACAAUUUGUACCAAGUCAAGUCAGGAAACCCUCUGGCAAAGCUGCAUGGCUCCUCCAUCCUGGAGCGUCACCAUCUGGAGUUUGGAAAGUUUCUCUUGGCUGAUGAGUCACUAAAUAUAUACCAGAAUCUUAACCGGCGGCAGGUGGACCAUGUGAUUCAUCUUACUGACAUCGCCAUUAUCGCCACUGACCUGGCUCUUUACUUCAAGAAAAGAACCAUGUUUCAGAAGAUUGUCGACCUUUCCCACACAUACGAGGAUGAGAAGAAAUGGGUCGAUUUCAUGUCUCUGGAAACCACCAGAAAAGAGAUUGUCAUGGCAAUGAUGAUGACUGCGUGUGACCUGUCUGCCAUCACCAAACCUUGGGAGGUUCAAAGCAAAGUGGCUCUGUCUGUAGCAGCAGAGUUUUGGGAGCAGGGCGACCUGGAAAGGACGGUGCUGGAACAACAGCCAAUUCCAAUGAUGGACAGAAACAAGGCUGCAGAGCUUCCGAAGCUGCAGUGUGGUUUCAUUGACUUUGUCUGCACCUUUGUCUACAAGGAGUUUUCUCGCUUCCAUCCCCAAAUUCAACCAAUGUUAGAUGGAAUCUUAAACAACAGGAAGGAGUGGAAUGCAAAAAAAGAGGAGUAUGAGGCCAAACUCAAAGCUAUUGAAGAUGCAAAGGCAGCAGCUGCUGCCAGUAAAGCUCCAAACACACCCAGUGGUGGAGGCUCCAAGACCUGCUCCAUUUGUUAAACUGCUGAAGAGCUCUCCAUCUGAAGAACAGGUGACUGACCGAACACCACGGCUCACAAGCAGGGAUGAAGAAUAUUGAGCGCUUCCGUCUUUCAGUUCUUUUGAAAUUCUUACAUAUUCUUAAAGAAAUAUCUAAAAAAAGUCUUCAUACAAUUUAACUCAAGGAAUGGACUAAAUUCCUCUUAGGAAUUGGUGAAAAAUAGUUGAAAUACAGUGCGUUUCAGGAUAAGUAAACAGAACAAUCCAAAAUUUAUUUUUAUAAAUCCACAUUUCAUUGGAAGACGACUAUUUUGAAUGAUGUCUUAAGUCGUAUAUCUUUUUUUAAAUAAUACCAACUGUUAAUUUUAUGCUUUUGACAUGUAGAUGAUGAGCCACUUUAGCUAUACUUUGGUCAAUACUUGGUGGUUUUCAUCAAAUUAAGUUAACAGUAAAAAAAAGGUUUUCCCCAUCUGCAACCAGCGAGGGACAGUACUUGAAUGUUGGAUGUGUAAACAUUAAUGUCAAUGUUAAUUAAAUUGUACGCAAGAUAUGCAAAAGAGGAUGCUCCUCUCCAAUCUUUUUCUCCACACAAUAAAGAAAAAAAAAUAAGAGUUUGAAAUAGCUAAAGCAAAUACU
Messenger RNA from Synchiropus splendidus (mandarinfish), 3440 nucleotides. It is a transcript of the gene pde6b, whose product is annotated as phosphodiesterase 6B, cGMP-specific, rod, beta. The transcript has 23 exons. Gene Ontology annotation, cellular component: photoreceptor outer segment membrane. Gene Ontology annotation, biological process: retina development in camera-type eye; signal transduction. The coding region runs from base 273 to 2825 and encodes 850 amino acids. NCBI's taxonomy places the organism in Eukaryota, Metazoa, Chordata, Actinopteri, Syngnathiformes, Callionymidae. Gene Ontology annotation, molecular function: 3',5'-cyclic-nucleotide phosphodiesterase activity; protein binding. The record is from RefSeq and is a predicted model, not a curated record.